Messenger RNA from Passer montanus (Eurasian tree sparrow), 2514 nucleotides. RefSeq names its product coiled-coil domain containing 91 (gene CCDC91). The record is from RefSeq and is a predicted model, not a curated record. The transcript is spliced from 13 exons. NCBI's taxonomy places the organism in Eukaryota, Metazoa, Chordata, Aves, Passeriformes, Passeridae. The coding region runs from base 132 to 1427 and encodes 431 amino acids. Gene Ontology annotation, biological process: Golgi to lysosome transport. Gene Ontology annotation, cellular component: trans-Golgi network.
AAUGCAUAUUUAUCCGGUGAUGCAAUCUUACGCAAUGCUACAAACACAAGGUUGUUUCCUUCAUUAAGCAACUCGUAUUGUAGAAGUUAUCUGACGCCAUCAGUUGCGUUUACACAAGUGCCUGCUGAAAGAUGGAUGAUGAUGACUUUGGAGGCUUUGAGGCAGCAGAGAGUUAUGAGUUUGGAAAUGGUGAAAAGCAGACCACAUCUCCUGCUAUUGCUUGGGCAGCAUUUCCUACAGUACCUGAAGUCCAUAGAUCUGAUGUUCUCCUGGAGCACUCUGUGCCUUCUUCCUGCCUGCUUCCUUCCGACUCUUUCGGUUUAUCAAGUGGUAAUGUGGCAACAGUUAUUCAAACAGGCAAGAGUGUGAUAAAUCCAGCUGUUCCUGAAGAACAGGCUCAAGCAGAUAUUCCAGUUGCCUCUUCAAAUGUAACUGAAGACAAGACUUCAGCUGAUGUUGAGACAAAGAGAAGAAAUGAACCCAAGAGCUGCCUUCAACAAGCUGUGGCAAACCUCGAAAUCAAGCUCUGCAGUGCUGAAGAAGAAAAACUAAAAAUCAAAAAGGAAUUGGAAUAUUUGCUGGAAAAACAUAGUGUGCUAGAAAUGGAUUUCUUGAAGGAAAAAAAAGAAAAAGUGCUUCCACAUCAAGAUCAUUACAAGACACUCCAGGAAAAGCAUAAACAGGAAUUAGAAGACAUGAGAAAAGCUGGACAUGAAGCCUUAACUAUUAUUGUUGAAGAAUUCAAGGCACUGCUACAAUCUACAGUUCAGCAGCAAGAAGCAGCUAUUGAAAAGCAGUAUAUAUUAACCAUUGAAAAGCAUUCUCACAAAUGUCAAGAGCUCCUUGAUGCUCAGCAUCAACGACUUCUUGACAUUUUGGAAGCAGAAAAGGAAGUAUUGUCAGAAAAGAUAGAAGAAGCUAUGAUGCAGCAGUCACAAAAGCACAAGGAAAUGCUGGACAAGUGUUUGGAUGAAGAAAGACAGAGGAGCAAGGAGGCUUUGGCAGCUGCUGCAAAGGCUGAAAAAGAAGUAGUGCAGGAAGCUGUUCUGAAAGCAGUAGAGGAGGAGAGGAGAAAUAUGGAGAAGAUUCAUGCAGAAGAAAGAAAACUGUGGGAAGCAGAACGUGACAGUCAUAGAGAGAAGAUUGCCCAGGCUGUUUCAGAAGCCAUGCAAGAGCAGAGAAAGCAGAAUCAGGAAAUUGUCAAGGAAGCAUUAAUGGAGGAGCAGAAACGAAGUGAAAAAGCAAUUGAAGAAGCAGUGAAAAGGACAACAGAGGAACUGAUGGAGUAUAUUAAAGAGCAGAAGAGGCUUGAUGAAGUUGUCCGCCAGAGAAAUCUGCAUAGUUUGGAACUUUUCCUUUCAUGUGCACAGAAACAGUUAAAUGUAUUAUUAAAGGAAGAGCCAACCCCAGCAGAAAACAGAGACUGACAUUCUCAGUGCUGAUGAUACAGUGUGAUUUGUGAAGCUGCAAAUCUCCAUCUAGCAAAUGAUGAAUAUAUUCCAAUCUUUUUGGAUUGUAUCAUUGAGUCAAGAUUGAUCUGAAAUUCUUGAUAGAAAUGUUUGUGGAUGAUGUUCUUCUAUUUAUUUAUUUAUUUUAUUACUAUUAUCAGAUAGCAAAUAGGAGAGGGAAAAAAAUCCUUGGGAAAAAAUUGGCUUAUUUAGGAUUUGUUUUAUUUAGGAUUUUUCUUUCAUUAGAUUUUCUAAUAGCCCGUGUCAAAAGUUUCCGUGUUAUGUCUGAAAUUAUGACAUUUCCCUGUUAUGUCUGUUUUAAGUUUGGCACCAUGUGUUAAUGUGAUUCACCAUUAUUUUUGAUAUUUUAAAAAAUGGAGACAAACAUUUAGUUGAAUAUAGGUACAAAUCCAUCUCUGUUCCAAGUCCUACAAAGUAUCUACCCAAGUCCAUUGCCUCAGGUGAACCUGAGCAGCUUAUUAUUUCUUACUGCUUUUGAUGUAGAACAGGAGAAUCAGUACUGAAACAUAAGAGUGUUGUCAGGCAUUUCUUAAAUAAUUUAUAAACAAAUCCAGUUCUAGGAACAGAAAAAAUUAAAAACUAAACAGUACAUCUGUUUAGGGUAGUGUAAAACAUUGCCAUGACCAAUGUAUAGUAUAUAUUUUAUUUCUGUUUUACAGAGCUAGUUCAAUUCCAAAAGUCAUUUUCUCAUGAAAUUACGAUUAAUGUGACUGACCUCAGUUGCAGGAAGAAGAUGUAUGUAAUUAUGUGGAGGCUGAUACUCACUGCCUCAGUGGAAUUUCUGACAGAAUAAGGAGUGCAGCCUGCUGACCUCACAUGCCCUUUCGAAGUGCAUCGAAGGAAGUAGAAGAACUCCCCACUGACAUUAUUGGACUUUGGAUCACUCACAGGUCUUUCUAGUCUUGCUGACAGCAGAUGGAAUUGGAAUUUCUGUGCCUACUCUCUAUUGAUUGUAGAACUGGGGCCUUAGUUGUAGAAGAUCUCUGAAUGAUAUAAGGGAAAAUAAGUGUUCAUGCUUAGGUACGUAAAUAAACUAAGAAUGAUC